GCCCAUUGUCGUAUAAUUCCCAUCUUUCCCCUCUGCUCACAGAUACGAUCGUUCCUCGGCCCCUCACGAAACUCUAUCCGCCUUCCCACCUGAUACACGUCUCCUUUGCCAAAAACAACAAAACAUCACCACCCCCCUUUCACCUCUCAAGCCUCCCAAAUGUCGCCUCGACGCUUGUACCACUUGGAGCCUCCACACGAGCACGGCUCCAACAUCCCAAGGUCGCCCUCUUGUUCGAGCUCCGAGGCCUCCAUAUUUAGCCGUCCCAGCUCGCCCGAGUCCGACUCCAACGAUGACGACACACCAACUGAGCUGCUCGAGUUUCUCCGUGCAUCAAAAUCAACCAGGCCGAGCCUCAGCUUAGACGUGUCACCCGAGACCCUCAACUGCGCCCUCGUAGACCUGAACAUCGAUGCGCUACGCCGCAGCGGCGGCCCACCCUCACAACCUCUGAAAGGAGGCAGGCAACAAGACGCACAGAGGCAUUACCCCACGAGAGAACCCCCAAACCCACGGACCGCCCUCCCGCUGGCCAUGACGGGCUCCCCGGGGCCGCGGAACGAGGCCUUUGAGAACUACCUCUCGGGGCUCCGGCAGCUGGGGUCCAGGGAGUCAGAGGUGUACCUGCUCGACCAGUCCACCAUCAUCAAGAUGGGAGACGAGAUGCUGCUGCACGAGGCAAGCGUGCUCCAGUUCGUGGCCGAGAACACUUCGGUCCCCGUCCCGCGCGUCCUGGGCUUCGGCAGGGUUCCGGGUACGUGCGACCAGGCCUACAUGUUCAUGGACCGCAUCGCAGGCGACGCGCUCUCGGACGUCUGGGACGAGCUCGACGCCGCGGCCCGCUCUGACAUCGCUUGGCAGCUUCGCGACAUGUACAGGGAUCUGCGCGCCCACAAGCACAACUCGGUCUGCGGCAUCCUCGUCCGCGAGGAAGCGAGGCAGGCUGUUGAUGCUGCCACCGGUACCUCCGACGUCCAAGACAACGGCGCCCCCGCCGUCGCCGCACGUACCAGGACCGUCUACGACCAAGCCGGCUGCACCGAUAACUUCUUUGGGUAUCCCGUCGGGCCCUUCGACUCGGAGCCCGACUUUGUCAACGAGCUGGCCCACGUGAUGAUGUGCAGGGGAGGGCCCGAGUGCCUCGACGUCGUGCCUAUGCUGGAGGACCUGGCCGCGUCGAGGCGGCCGCACCCGAAAAACACCUACCUGACGCACGGCCAGCUGAACCCCAAGAACAUACUGAUAAGGGACGGAAGGGUCGUUGGCCUCCUGGACUGGAGCGAGUCGGGGUUCUACCCGGAGUGGUGGGAUCCUUUGUGGGCAGUGGCGCCGUGUCGUAUAUUCUAG
Messenger RNA from Pyricularia oryzae 70-15, 1347 nucleotides. RefSeq lists its product as uncharacterized. The coding region runs from base 160 to 1347 and encodes 395 amino acids. The record is from RefSeq and is a predicted model, not a curated record. NCBI's taxonomy places the organism in Eukaryota, Fungi, Ascomycota, Sordariomycetes, Magnaporthales, Pyriculariaceae. The transcript is spliced from 2 exons.